AGAUCUGGCUCUCGUUAACGAAGCAUGGGGCAGCAGGACUUCUGCGUGCGCUUCUACGCAGGCUAUGGGGCAUACCACAAUGAAAAGUACGCAGGAAUGAAUGGCGGACGGACAAAGAGAAUCGGGAUUCAUCCGUUGUCCUCUCGGCUGCACUGACUGUCACGCCUGCAUGUGUGCUGUGCUGCCUUUGCACCCCAUGCACCAGGGUCAACAAGGUGCUGCACAUCGUGUUCAUUCCUGUCAUCCUCUUCACCCUCCUCGGCUUCAUCGAAUAUGCCCGGCUCCCCGACUGUCGGCUGACCCUCCACGGACCCUGGGGCCUCUCACUCAACUACCUCUACUUCUUACAUCUCCAUCUGCUGGUAGAUGCUGCGUCUGACCUCUCUUCUUACCUCUACUUCUUAUGCUUACCUCUCAUCAGGUCUCGUGGAGGUCCGACGUGCCCGCUGCUGCGGUUGAGUCGGUGGUCUACGUGGUGAUGAUGCUGGUGUCUGACCGCCUGUACGGCCUGCUGCAGCCCGGUCUGUACUGGAAGGUGCUCCUGCCCUUCCACCUGCUGGGCUGGACGGCCCAGUUCAUCGGGCACUUUGUCUUUGAGGGACGCCGGCCAGCUCUUUUCGACAAUCUGCUGCAGGUACAGAGCGCUGGGUGACUGAUUGGGUUGGUUGGAAUGGCCCUGACUGACGGUGCAUGUUGUGUGGACGGGCCGGGACGGAUGUUUGUGCGGUGCAGAUCUUCUCGGCUCCGUUUUUCGUGGUGCUGGAGCUGAUGUUUGCGUGCGGGUAUAAGCCCAAGCUGCGGCAGGAAUGCGACGUGCAGAUCAAGGCAAACAUCGCUGAGCUCGAGGCGCUGGAGGCAAAGGCAAAGUCGAGGGGCAAAAAGGGCUGAUGUUCCUGUCGCGUGUGUUGGCGCCCUCUGGUUCAUUUUUUUGCAUAUCGUUGGUGCGCACGGUGCUUUUUGC
Molecule: messenger RNA, 961 nt
Organism: Vitrella brassicaformis
Lineage: Eukaryota; Vitrellaceae
Source: the annotation of a GenBank genome assembly